Molecule: messenger RNA, 9987 nt
Organism: Symbiodinium sp. CCMP2592
Lineage: Eukaryota; Dinophyceae; Suessiales; Symbiodiniaceae
Source: the annotation of a GenBank genome assembly
AUGGAGACACAGACAUGGAAUCGGCUUCAGGGCCUUUAUUCAUUUGCGAACACCUCACCCACUGCGCUUGACGGUGAAACCUCGUGUUUUGAGCUUGAGAUUGUGGGGCAACCGGUGCAAUGCGAGUCGUCCGUCUUGAUUCGAGUGCAUAUUCUGCAACAUUUGCAAACCACUUUGAGGGAUGGAAGUGUGGUUCCCAUUGCUCUGGAGCAUCCGAAUCGAAAGGCGGUAUUGCGCAUGACUUCAGCACAGUGGGCUUCUAUGGGGGUUUUCUGUCGGUACAUACGUGCAUUGUGGACGCAGGUCCGAGUCAACGACACUGUUGUCGUCCUAGACAGUGUUCGGAGUCCUGCUUUCCUGGCGGGAGAUGUCCGGUACCGAAAUGACGAUGUUAUUCAUGCCGCGGAAAUAUUCUGCGGGGGUUUCGCAGGCUGGACGGAGGCCGCUUGGGUCUUGAAAGAUGCGGGGUGCCCACUCCAGGUGGAUUGGCUGCUGGACAUACAAGAGGACCUUAGAGAGUCGCUGGAGGUUCUGCUCCCUGAUUUGUUGGUUGCCAACACUUCGUUGGAAUUGGAAGAGCACAUGCAAACAGAUAAUCCCGUCUUUGUUGCAGCGAACUUUGAGCACCCUUGGUGGAAUACUGCUUGGGCGCUUAAACCAGUUGACGUGGUAGUUUGCUCCCCUCCCUGCCAACCGUGGAGCUCGGCAGGGCAACAGGCAGGAUUGAACUGCCCAGAUGGGCGCUUGCUGUUACAGAUGGCAGACCUUAUGGGCGUAGCUCGGGUUCCGGUUGUGUGUUUGGAAGAGGUUGCAGGGUUCUGUGAGCACAGUCAUUUUGCAGAGGUCAUGCAGGCCUGGAGGGCGGCAGGUUAUGAAUUUGUCUUCAAGGAAAGCCUUCAGUUGGCAGAUGUUCUGCCUACUUGGCGUAAACGGAGCAUGUUGAUCCUGGUCCAUGUGGACCUUGGCCCUGAGGCCCAAAAGCCGUUGCAGGUGAUAACGUGGACUAAGGUGUCGCGCCCAUCUUUGCACGGCAUGAUUGCCUACUUUCCUGUUCUGCCAGAUAAGCUGCUGCAGCCUUGCCGCAUUUCGGAGGAAGUGCUAAGCAAAUACCUUGACCCAUGGUACCUGCCACCCAGCUUGCCGCCCUCGCCUGAGAAUAUGAAGCGCUUCAGGUUGUGUAGUCCUGCCCAACAAUGCAAGACCUUCAUGGCGGCAUACCACUAUCAGCAUGAAUUGCCGGAGGGCACCCUUUCUAGGAAGGGUUUGCUCUGUAGCUUGCUUCGGGUUGGGGAGACCGUAAGGUUCUUUGCAGGCCCUGAAAUCGCAUCCUGCCAUGGUGCACAGCGUAAGCUUUUUCUUGAAAAAGAUGACAGGCAAUGCAUGCAGAAGCUGGGCAAUUCCCUUGCAGUGCCCCAGGCCGCUGUUACAUUGGCCCAUGCAACGAACCUCUUGAUUCCCAUGAAACGCGUUGACCCUGCACUGGCAGCUUCACUUAGUGUGAAUGGCCGGAUGACAUGCGCCAAUUGUGCUUUGUUCAGGGUUAAGACGGGGUGGCUGAUGGUUCGCCUAGAUGAGGUUGGGGCUAUGUUGGCACGCAAGCACCUACGACAGGAAAUUGAGCUGCAUCUGCGUAGCCGGGGCCAGGUCUUUCAUCAGGUCAAGGUUCAGACUGCCACUGGUGAAGCGCAGGAGUCAGCAUGUCUCCAGGUUUGGUUCUCAUCGCAUGUGUCGGUUGCUCAGGUUCUAGAGGUCCUUGGUACGCAGGCCGUUGCACCGCAGACUGUGGGUGAGGAUGCCUCCCCCUUGAAUGCGGAUUUGGUCACUGUGGAUCAACCGCCUUACUUGAGGCUUGCUGCUGACAUAGUAGGGGACCGUCCCCUGCGCGAGCCGCUCUGUCUGUGCACGCCAGCUGGCCUUUAUGUGGUGUUGCCGGGUACACCGGAUUUUUACCAUCAGCUGAAGUAUGUCUUUGAUGGCUGCCGCCAUCCUGCGGCCCCGUCGGUGAUGUGUCUGACUUGCUUCGGCACGCCAGUGCCUGACGUGAUGCUCUUUCCCCGGCUGGUCUGUAUUGCCACAGAGGCCCAGGAUAUCUACUUCGCGGGCCCCAUGCUUGGAAUGGGCCAGAUCAGAGAUUGUCACCUACGGAGAACGGUCGAGGGCUUUCUUUUGCAUGUACCGGCAGAGCAUGCUGUUGCUUGGUUCCUGCAGGCGCCGUGCCACCUACUUGAGUGCCUAGGCUGGACCAUGCUAACAACUGGUGAUGGUGUCCCAGCGGAUGCCCCGCUUCAAUUCCGCAUUCAGCCCAAUGUUGACUACCCUGGCGUGCCGGCCAACGAGGUGCCCGGCUAUCUCAGAGAUCUGUUGUUCCUUUCCCAGGUGCGAGCCCACGCUGCUGCGGCGGAGACUUCUUUAAUUGGCCCUUUCAUGCUUCAGGUUGGCGCUCGCACGCUGGGCCAGCUGUCCCUAGCGCCCCGAAUCAAUGCAGACAAACUUGAGCAUUUCUGGCGGGUUGCUAGUAAUGCCACUGGGUGCUGGCCGGGAGCACAGAUUUUUUCUGGUCCUAGACGGUUGCAUUUCACCACGGUUUUUGAGCAGCUUGGGGAAGCAGCUUUUCAUCGCAACCGUGCCACAGGCUUACUGGUCUUGACGGUGGUUCCCGAGGUUAGAGGCGGUGGCGUCAAAGAUGAAAAUGUUCAGCUCGCUAAAUCCCGAAUUGCGUCUCUGUUCUUGGAUCGUAGGAUGCCCCUCUCGGCGGCUUCCACUGCCACUGAUGCCUUGGUCCCGGCUUUAGGUGCCACUGCGUGUCUGCAGGCAAUGUCUUUGCCAAGCACCCAGGAGCGGUGGCAGCAACUGUCAAAAUCGGCCCAUGCCGUUGGCAAGGACUUGCCUCAAGGAGACAACCGCACGGAGCGGGCGGCCAAUCGUAUUCAGGCUGCAGUCCGCCGACGGCGCUUAGCCCGCACGCAGCACAUUCAGGCCUCAGAGUUUCUGCUUGAGGAAGGGACUUGGUGCGGAAUGGACGAGUCGCCGGUCCCCAUCUUGACGCAACUGCAGGCUGGCUGCACUGGUGCCAUCUUGAUUGAUCCCUCAGAGGCCAACGGCCAUGAUCUGGACCUACUUCGCAACAUGGGCUCGGAUGCGAUAGUGUGGUCGUACCCGGCCAUUGCUGUCCGGAUGAAGCCUCGUGUGCUGGCAAGGUCAGUGUGCCCGUCAGGCACGUGGCCACAGGACAUCGCCAUCUCCUUGCAGCAUGUUGCCGUGGAUGGUGCUGUCUGCUGUUCUUUCGCCAUGCAUUCUGAUGAUUGUCCUCAGGGCCUCCAGUGGAAUGAUGCGGUGCAAGCUCCGGUGCGCACAGUGGUGCAGCAGUUCCGUGCUAAGGGCCUUCAACAGGCGCUGUCCCACCCAUGGGGACGGGGUUAUCGAGCCAAGGGCCGCCCAAGCCUGCCCAGUCAUGCGGAUACUUUCCAGUUCUUUGCGAAGGUUGUGCAAGCGGAUUUGAAAGCGGUCCUCCAACACAGUGGGUUUAAUCAUGUGUUUGUCGUCCCUCGCACCUGGGACCGCAAGGUGUUGCCUGGAUGGUCGGUGGUUUGGUUACCUGGGACAAGGCAUGAGCUGGAAAAGCAGGCGGUUGUAGUCCCGGAACAACAUGGCCGGGUCCGUGGACGCAGCAAGCUUGGCCUCCGUGUUCCUGCUCCUGACUUCACUAAAGUCUUUGGGCAGUUGCGCCCUGGUGCUCCGGCGCCGGUUGCAGUAGAUGUCCGCCUCUUGUUUAAAGGAGGCCCAUUCCCGCAUGCUGCUAGUGCAGAUGACAUCAGCCAAUGGGCUAGGAAGCUGGGAUGGCAAGUGAAAGUCGUAAAAGCUCUGGGCCCACAGUUCUGGUUGCUCGGCUCCGCGGGUGAGCCUCCUGCUCCCACUGCGCAUUUCAAUGAUGUGCCGGUGCUCCUCUCUCCUGUGAAAAGCCGGGAUGCCAAAAUGCCGAUCGUGCAGGCGGGAGGGCCCAUUCCUUCCAUGCCACGCCGCCCUGUUGCGCAUGACAAUGGUGAAGAAGAUCCGUGGCUGCAUGGUGACCCUUGGAGUGCUUACAAGCCCAAACAGGCCCCUGCAGGCUUAUCGGUGACUCCCUUCACGCCUGUCAAGACUGCUGACCAGCAGCUCACUGCUAAGGUGCAUGAUCAGGAGUCCAAGCUGGCACAGCUUGAGCAGGACCUUCAGGCCCUUCGUGCUGAUCAGGCUGCGGCCUUGCAGAGUCAGGCGUCCGACAAGGCACAAUUGCGCCAUGAGCUCCAGACGGUUCGUGUCGAGGUCCAGGGACUGGGCCAAGGAUUGCAACAGCAAAUGCAGGCCAACCUUGAUAGUCUUCGAGCUGCUAGCGCGCAGCAGGAGCAGCAAGUUGCUGCUGGAAUGGCCGAGUUGAAGGCACUGCUUCUUGCGAGUACUGAGAACAAAAAGGCACGGACCAGUGCCGACCAUGAUCUCUGUGCUAGUGGGAUCUGUCACAAUCAGUGCCAUAAGAGCGUUGCCUUGGCGCCCACUGGCAUGCACCGCCUCUGUCGACUACAGUGUCCGGUGCCUUUCGAGUCUUUGCUUCCACUUCGGGGGUUGGCCUCACCUUCCCAGGAUGUUGCCGGUCUUCCGACUACUUGUCAGGGCUGUCUGGCUAGCCGAUGGCUCCUGCUUCUUGUUCCACUACUUCCUCCUCCAAUCUGGCGCCCCCGGCUUAACUGUGGCACGCGCAUUGGAGAAGCUUCCCAUCCUGGCCCUGGCCAGACCCUGUUAACGUCGUACUUUGGUGAUACCCAGGGUAAUUCACUCCCGCCGUCGCCCUCUUCCGAGGAUGCUUGUGUGAUCUCCGUGGUCAACCCGACCAGUGUUCUACAUAAGGAGCAACUGUUUUGUGAGCUUCAGGCCGACGUGCUGGCCUUGUCUGAGACUUCGGCUGUCCAGCAGGUGCAAACCAUCACCGGCCGCGCCAUGCACAAACAUGGCUACCGUGUGCACUGGGGCCAUCCAGUUGCUUCGCAUUGUAAGGGGACUGCUGCUGCGCCCAAUUUGCGUGGCCUUGCUGCUGGAGUGGCGCUUGCUGCUCGACUCCCUUCUAGGUGUUCCCGGCCAGGCCUCCCGGCUGACAUUGCAGCGACAUGUCGCAUCGCUGAGGCUUUUGUGCGCCUCGGGCCCCUGGAGGUCCGUUUCAUCACUGUGUAUGGCCAUCAGGCUGCCAUGUUGGAUGCGAAGGAUCACAAUGAAUGCUUGUUACGGGCGGCCUUGGACCGUGCCACACAAAAUGCCAUGCCGUGCAUAAUUGCGGGAGAUUUUAAUUUGUGCCCGUUGGACCUGCCUUCCGGGCAGUGCCUUGCUCGUCUUUUGUAUCAGGAGAUUCUUCAAUUUCACCUCAAGCGCACUGGCAUCGCCCUUCCCCCGACCUGCAAAAACAGCACGAGGCAUGACACAGCCCUGUUGCAUCCUUCCUUGGUGUCCUUGUGGGAUGGGGCCUGGGUGCUUUCCGGUCGCCAUCUUUUUGACGCACAUGAUCCAUUGUGUUUUCGACUUCGACUGCCCCACUGUAAACCCUGUCGACAUGUCUGGAGGUUUCCGCGCUCCUGGUCGGAGUUGGGGGUACAAAAAGACCAACUGCAAGCUUCUCUUGAGCCCGAGUGUGCGAAGCUCCGUUUGUUGGCGGAUCAAUGUGACUCGCCAGAGGCCGUGGACCUAGCAUUGCAAACGUUUGCCAUUGCGGCGGAGCGAGCAGUGGAUUCGGCGCUGCGUCGUCAACACCAGUUGGAUCCGGUCAAAUGCCCCCACCGCUUUCUUGCCAAGGCUUAUCGUGGUCGGUGCAAGCCGCGCCAGUUGGUGAAGAGUGAACUCCCUAGCUUGGCCCGCCCGGACCGAGGUGGCGGCUAUGACCCAGAUGUUGAAGUGACGUCUGUCCUUGGUCGUUUGCGUGUCCGGCAGGUUCGCCGUAUUCAUACCCUCUGUAAGGGUCUUGUUGCAGCCAACAGUGCCGGGACUCCGCUUUCCAGCGCCCAGCGCCGGCAGCUGUGCCAGGAAUGGACCGCUAUUGGCCGUGCAGCCGGGUACACACCUUCUUUUCCCCAGUGGGUGUUGCAGGUUGCAUGCUUUCAUCACUUUCCGGAGUGCUUGCCAGACCUUGAGUGGCUCCGUGAUCUGCUGCAGUAUGUCAGGUAUGAUUGCGAUGCUUUGGUAAGACAACAGGCGCGGGCGAGAGCUGACAGUUUCAAGUACCAUGUCCAACGUUGGGACCAGGCAGAAGGCCAUUCGCGUAAAGGCUAUACGGCCCUUCGUCCCCCACCAAAGCCUGCCUUUGUUGAGGUCCCGGUCACAGUGACAUGUCAGGUUGUGGGCACUGACAAUGCGUCCGAAGGUUGCCGUGCCUACCGCCUGGAGCGCCCCUCUGCUUUCCGCGAGGGUUCCCCAGCGCAGCUUGGUGACUGUGUUUGCCAGGUCAAAUCUGCAGAGGGAGUUAAGGUUGUGCUGCAAGGCUUGGGGCUGCCUGCCGCUGGCCAGCUCAGUCAGACCAAUGUCGCGUGUACCGCAGAUGAGCUUCACGAGGCUUUUGUUGCUUACUGGGGGCCAAUCUGGCAGCGUGAUGUUGAACUUCCACAUGAUGACCUGGCGGACUGGCCCCGGUUUCGAGAGAUCUUGACAGACCCGAACCUGAGCUUUUCCCCGCUUCAACUUCGCUCCUUUGCGCCGGACUUGUGGCGACAGGCCAUACAGAAAAUGGCUACUCGCAAGGCUACUGGGGUUUGUGGCUGGUCCCCUGCAGACUUGAAACUACUACCUGAUUGUGCCCUGGAGGUCCUGAAUGCGAUUUUUCAUCAGGCGGUGACGUGUGGACUGCCAACGCACAUUCUGCAGACACGAGUCGGGGUGUUGUCCAAGGUUGAGCUGCCGUGCGGGAUGCACCAGUCACGGCCCAUUGUGAUCUUCUCCUGUCUUUACAGGGUUUGGGCGUCGGUCAUGGCAAAGCAAAUCUUGCGCCAAUGGGCUCCCAGUUUCCCGCGGGCGAUUGCGGGCUCCAUGCCCCAACGAGCGUGCCGAGAUGUCAGUUACAGAGAACAGUGGCGCGUCGAGGCUUCCCUGCUGUCCUCGACGCCUCUGCUAGGCCUCUCGAUUGAUAUCAUCAAGUGUUUCAACCAGAUAGGUUGGGCCCCAGCGGGUGCCGUUCUCCGACUGUUGGGCGUUCCAGCUGAAGUUGCUGCAUUUUGGGUGGACUGCCUAAGAAAGCACAGUCGUCGGACGGUAUUUUGUGGAAGCCUCUCAACUGAUCUCGUCUGCUACAAUGGAGUCCCGGAAGGAGAUCCCAUGAGCGUGGUGGUAAUGGCGGGCAUCUGCUACGUUGCGGAUCGGGCCUGUGCCACACCGCAAGUUGACUACGAAAGCUAUGUCGACAAUUGGUGCUGGCUGAGUGCCUCUCGUACUGCGAUUGCUGCUGUUAUUCCGAAAGCGUUGUCCUUCCUGGACUGCCUUGCCCUGCCCAUUGACUUUACCAAGAGUUAUGUCUGGGCCACCAAACGAAUUGAUCGCAAGUGGUGGCGGUCUGAAGCAAUUGCCUUGUUCCCGGAAGGGUGCUUGCCGAAGCUUGUCACAGAGGUGCGUGACUUGGGGGUUGCUUUUAAGUUUGACCGUAACGGGCACCGCGCAAGCCGAAAUCACCGCCUGCAAGCGGGUUGUGACCGUCUGGAUCGACUCCGUCAGCAACCCCGUGCUGUCCUCAACAAGGCGCGACUGGUUCAGACGGCCGUUUGGCCACAGUGCCUUUAUGGAUGCGAGGGUCAUUUACACUCUCUUGCAGAAUUUGCCAACUUGCGUGGAAAGGCUGCGCGGGCCAUUGUAGGACAAUACAAGAUCAUGAGCCCUCAUCUUGCGAUGGUUGCGCUUGCAGACGUGGUGCAGGAUCCUUUUGUCUACUGCUUGGAGCGCCAGCUCAGUGCCUUCCGGCGGGCCUGCCUUCAUGAUCCUGAGACGGCCAUUGAGGUUUUGCAAGUUGCUACGGCAGAUCACGGCCCUAGCCGUGCGCAGGGCCCAGCUACAGCUCUACGGCUCUCUUUGGACCGCCUGGGUCUCACUUUGCAGGCUGAUACUUGUCUGAAGGGAUUGGAUAAUUCUAGGGUUCGGUUGGAUACUUGUUCCAUGCAAGAAGUGCGCGCACUGUUGCAUCGCAGUUGGGCCCUACAUGUGCAGGGUCUUGUGUCCCACCGUAAUGGCCUGUCACAGGCUUCUCCCGUGUACUCCCCGCCAGUGGUGCGACUACUGGCCAAGUUGAAUGGCCCUGAACAGGCUGUGAUCAUGCGACAUGUCACUGGGUCCUUCUCGUCGGCAGCUGCCAAGCAGCUGUGGGCUGAUGACACGGAUGGUUGUUGCCCGCUGUGUGGUCAACGUCAGACCAAGUAUCACAAGGUUGUUGAGUGUCCUGCAUUGCAGGAGGUCAGAGCUGACUGGUUGCCUCACUUGCGGUUGGUGUUGGAUAGGUGGCCUAGCUGGGUUCAUUGUCCUGUCACAACAUUGCCGGAUGAUCUGGAGGUCCCGCAGCUGGUUUUUCACACGCGCAGCCUUCCAGACCCUGUUGUCAAUUUCACUGCAUGGCCUCAGUUGAGUCGCAGAAAUUUCCUGCGGCUGUAUACAGAUGGCUCCUGUCGCCAUUCAGGGGUCAGCUUGGCGCAUCAUGCAGGGUUUGCUGUGGUCUUGGAUACUAGUGCUGAUGAUACGGCUGCACUGGAGCAGCUGCAACAGUGGCGAACAACCAAAGUGGUGCCUGUCGCUUUCAGUGUCAUUGUGCAGGGCCUUGUCCCGGGGCAGCAGACCAUUAACCGAGCGGAGUUGUGCGCGGUGUUGCAAGCUGUACGAGCUGCAUGGAACGGCGGGUUUGUCGAACUGGAAAUCUGGACUGAUAGCCAGUACGUCAUCCAGUUGUGGCAGGAUGGCAGUGCAGCCCCCGGGGAUCCUAACUAUGACUUGAGUGUUCAGCUCUUGUACUGGAAGGCCCCCAGCAUUAGGCUGCGGAAAGUUGCAUCACAUCAGGACCUUGAUACUUUGACUGGAAUGGCGCAGUGGCAUGCGGCCGGGAAUUAUGUGGUUGACUUAGCUGCGAAGGCGGCGGUCCGCGCCGACUUGAACAUCGUGACCAACAUACUGGAUGCGGCGGCGCAACAUGUUUCUAGUCAGACAGAUGUGCUACUUCUUUUCUGGCGGUAUUUGCUUGCGCUGUCCCUUGCAGAGAGCCGACUUCUGCGACUUCAGCAGGCUCCGCCCUUGAGACCCGACGACUUGCCGCCAGCGGGACAGGAUGAUGCUGCCGGCGCAAUGCAACAGAGAAAAGGCCUUGAGAGCUGGCUUUGUUUGAACCAAGGGCCGUCCGCCGUGGGCAACCUGCCUGACCUACUGCGCCCUGUUAUGUUGGCCUGUUCCUGGCCGCCAUGGUUCACGGUUCCGUUGUGGAAGUGGCUGCGAGCCCUGCGGUGGCAGUCGCUCCCACAACGUGGCCGAGCACCCGAUGGUGUCACAUACUUGGAGCUGCUCGUUGAUUUCGUGGUCUCGACAGGAGUGGUCCCGCCCGAGAGUCUUGAACAGGCAGCUUUGGUUUCAGUUCCUCAGACAACAUGGCCGCGACCGGUUACAACCAGAACAUGGACCCAUGUUUUGGUUGAAGCCGUUCGCCAGUUGGAACGCUUGAGUCGCUUGCAGAUAUGGGGCCCCAAGCGCAACAAGGUUUUCUCACUUCGGCAUCUUCAGGUUGCUACAGCACGGCAUGGCUUACCCUGCCGUCCGAUCUUUCAGCAGGCACGUGUUGUGGGUGAUCUUCUGCAAUCCGUUCUACGACAAGGGUCAGUGACACCGUUGCAGCAGUAUGUUCGAUGGUAUACUGGACCCUGGCACCACGAUUCUGCCCUUCAACAUGAUUGGCAGACUUUGACUACCGCCAAUCGUGCGGCUUUAGCUAAGGACCUGCGGAAGACCCGCAGGCUGUGA